AUGUACCGCUCAACCAAAGGAGCAUCUAAGGCUCGACGGGACCAGAUCAACGCCGAGAUCCGGAACCUGAAGGACUUGUUGCCCAUAUCCGAUGCUGAUAAAGCGCGGCUCUCAUACCUGCACAUCAUGUCUCUUGCCUGCAUGUACACCAGGAAAUCCGUCUUCUUCACUCAAGAAGCGGGAGCUGCUGCUAGUCCUGAGGAGAGCGCGCGGUUUCUGUCUUUCCACGAACUGUCGGAGUUGAUGCAGGCGCUGCCGGGCUUUUUGAUGCUGCUGACUGGGGAAGGGAAGCUCCUGUACCUGUCAGACAGCGUCUCCGAGCACCUUGGACACUCCAUGGUGGAUCUUGUGGCACAAGGGGACAGUGUGUACGAUAUCAUCGACGCCUCAGACCACUUUAUCAUGAGGACCAACCUGUCAACCUCUACAUCACUCGAGAUGGACCGUCUCUUCCGCUGCCGUUUCAACACCUCUAAGUCCGUGCGGAGGCAGAGCGCUGGGAACAAGCUGGUUCUGAUCCGAGCUCGCUGCCUCUCUCCACCUUCCACCUCUCCUGCCGCCGGGUCUUACUGGACCUCCAACCCUGUAUGGGUGUGUUUCUGCUCGCCUCUAGAGCCCCACCCGACCCGCUCCGGCCCCGGGGCAGAGAGAGAGUUGACCUCCACCCCUCCACUGACUGAGAGCAACUUGUUUCUGGCCUGCUUCUACUCCCAGCACGGCCGGGACAUGAGGCUACAGACAGCACAGGACAGUGUGAGUUCCUAUCUUGGCUUUGAUGUGACAGCUUUACGCUCUCGCUCCUGGUACAGCCUCCUCCACCCACAGGAUCUGUCACAUGCCUCCGCUCAGCACCGCAGCCUAUUGAGAGAAGGAGGAGAGGGCAGAGCUGAAAUGGUGGUGCGUGUGCAAGCUCUGGACCAGUCGUGGGUUUGGCUUUACAUGGUAUUACAACUGCAGCCUGGAGAAAUCCCCAUCAGCAGCAACAACUAUAUCAUCAGUGACUCUGAGGCCUGGUCAGUGCGUCAGCAGCUCAGCUCAGAGCAGACCCAGCUGACUCUGGUCCUGACUGCCGGUACCUCUCAGCAAGAGAGUUUGAGCCUUCAGUCCCCAGAAACCCUGUCAAGCCCAGACCAGGUCUUCACUCCAGGCAGCAGCGGCCUGUCCGCCCAGUCCUUUGACUUCAGCACUGCUGGCUGCAGCGUGGGCUCCUCUGAUGAACCAGGGAGCUCUGCUGCUGAGGCCAUGCAGCUGGAGGGUGACCCUCGCUCCAGUAUCUCCUCUCUGGAGGAAGAAAGCUUCUUUCAGCAGCAUCCCACUGAAAGCCCCUCAGCUGCCUCCUCCCCUACCCCAGUCACUGUUGAAACAGUAGCAGACUUAGACUUUUUAACCCAGAACAUUCUCCUGCCACCCUCCUUCCAGCUCGACCCUCCUCUCCCAGCUCUCCCCCUGCCUCUCCCACCUGUCCCCACCUCACAAGCUCAGCAGACCAAAGAGUUUGUGUGCACACCACCCUACACUCCCCAGGUUAGCGGGGCUAGCUUCCCAUUUGGCGAACCCCUCUUCAGCUUCGACCCCACUGGCACUACCACUCCGCCGCCCUCUGCUACAACAGCCACCGCCACCACCUCCUUGGCCCCCUCAGCAUCCUCCUCUGACCCACCAACUACCACCUCUAGCCCUGCUCCCCCCACCACCCUCUCUACCAAGCUCCCCCUCGUUCUACCCACCCCAUCCACUGACCUCCUCUUCCCCAUUGAGCCCUGCAGUGGUUCCCUCUAUGAAAAACUGCCCCCCACACCCGACAGCCCCGGAGACGGCGACUGCACAGUGAUGACCCUGCCCGAGGUACGGGGUCCACUGUAUGUAGAUGUACCACUGGGGCCCCUCCAGUGUCCACCUGAGGGCCUCCUCACCCCCGAGGCAUCACCUGGUAAACAGCCCUGCCUCUCCUUCUUCUCCCUGGAGAGAGAAAGGGAGAAGGAGAGGGCAGAAAUCUCUCUCUUAGCUCAACAUAUCAGCUCAUUGGCAGAGGGAUUCUACCUGGAUCCACUCCUGUCCAAACUCUCUCCUCCCUCCAUGUCACCCUCAUCCUCCCCUCCCUCCCCCUUCCUGUCUCCCACCAUAGAAACCACUGAUGUUGAUUCAGUCCACAUGCUUAGGGAGUUUUAUCCCAUCAAAGCAUGGAGAGGUCUGGACAUUCCCAUCUUCCUAGAUGAUGAUGACUCUCUGUUUGAAGAGAGCAUCCUAGAAACCCUCCUCCAAGAUGACUUUGCUCCUACUCUGUCCCCUGGCCCCUCCUGCCCCUCCCCAUGCACCUCCCCCAUGCCCGAUCCCUCCAGCCCAGGAACUCAAACCCCAGUGUGCUGGCACCAACCCUCCCAGUUUGAGGGAGUGGGCCACUUCUGUAGCGUCCAAUCGGCGCAAUGUAACUCCAUGGCUGGGUGCGGGGCGACUGUGGCUGCUGAGGCCGGGGUAAAGGCGGAAGGGGAGGGGCUAGCGGAGGAAGCAAUGGAGAUCGAGGUGGUGUCAUCUCCUGUGUCCUCUUGCUCCUCCAUCCCAGCUUCCCCUCCCCUCAUCCUCACCGCCUCACCAGGCCCCGCCACCUCCAUGCCCAUCGGCUCGCCCACGCCCGCCGUGUCUUGCACUCAGUCCCUCCUGGAGGAACUGGCCGUCCUGGAACCCAUGUUUGGGGCAGGUGCCUCGAUCGCCCCUGGCUUAGGGCAACAACCUGAGUUGUAUCAACUCCAAUGUCAUCCAUCGCCACAGUGCUUCCACAAAGAUGGGAGUGGAAGUGUUCCUCCGUUCUAA
This is a messenger RNA of Toxotes jaculatrix (banded archerfish), 2808 nucleotides long. RefSeq names its product neuronal PAS domain protein 4a (gene npas4a). The transcript has 8 exons. The coding region runs from base 1 to 2808 and encodes 935 amino acids. The record is from RefSeq and is a predicted model, not a curated record. Gene Ontology annotation, molecular function: protein dimerization activity; RNA polymerase II transcription regulatory region sequence-specific DNA binding; DNA-binding transcription factor activity, RNA polymerase II-specific. Gene Ontology annotation, biological process: regulation of transcription by RNA polymerase II. Lineage: Eukaryota; Metazoa; Chordata; Actinopteri; Toxotidae.